Molecule: messenger RNA, 2558 nt
Organism: Magnolia sinica
Lineage: Eukaryota; Viridiplantae; Streptophyta; Magnoliopsida; Magnoliales; Magnoliaceae
Product: transcription factor IIIB 60 kDa subunit
Exons: 20
Coding region: 285-2213 (642 amino acids)
Biological process (GO): transcription preinitiation complex assembly; DNA-templated transcription initiation; transcription by RNA polymerase III
Cellular component (GO): transcription factor TFIIIB complex; nucleus; transcription preinitiation complex
Molecular function (GO): RNA polymerase III general transcription initiation factor activity; RNA polymerase III type 3 promoter sequence-specific DNA binding; TBP-class protein binding
Source: RefSeq, a predicted model, not a curated record
CCGCUUCCGAGACUCCUACUGUCGAGUUCAGUAGCUAAUCCGCGUCCAAAGAGGGUUCCGGACUUAAACCCCAAACUACCUCCCAAAUCUCAGGUAUUUUUUUUUCGAAUUUCUCUGGAUUUUUUCAAAGCGCGAUACCUCCAUCAUUGCGUUUCGAUUGGGUUUUCUCGAGACGAACUCGGAGAUUCCCUUUGCACUCACCUACGCAACGCUUCGAUUGAAUGACCCACCAAAUGAAGCUUCCUCUCCUACAGCUCAAUUGAUGACACUUUUACAUUUCAAAGAUGGUCUGGUGUAAGCAUUGUGCAGAAGACCAUCCUACAAUACGUGAUUACGACAAUGGUUAUGUAUGUUGUAGCGGUUGUGGAAGGGUUAUUGAUCAGGAUGUCUUUGUUAAUGAUGUUAGCUUUGUUAAAACUGCUGGGGGGCAGAGUCAGUUGGCAGGUAGUUUUAUAAGAAGUGUUCAGAGUGAAUAUUCUGUAUCACAUGAGAGGACAUUGAUGAAGGGAAGAGAAGAAAUUAGCGAUAUGGUUGGCAGUCUAUGCGUGAGCGGUGGAGAUUCUAUAAUAAAUCAGGCUCAUGCUUUUUAUACGAUAGCGGUUGAGCGGAGUUUCACCAGGGGGCGUAGGACAGCACUUGUUGCAGCUUCGUGCCUUUACAUUGCUUGCCGGCAAAAUGAGAAGGCAUAUCUCCUCAUUGAUUUUUCGGAGUACUUGCAGAUAAAUGUUUAUGUGCUAGGUGCUGUAUUUCUGCAGCUUUGCAAGUUGCUAAGGCUUGAAGAACAUCCCAUAGUUCAAAAACCUGUUGAUCCUAGCCUUUUUAUACAUCGAUUCACAGAACGUUUAAUUGGAGAAAAGAACUUCAGAGUUUCUAAGACUGCGUUGCAAAUUAUAGCUAGCAUGAAGCGAGAUUGGAUGCAGACAGGGAGGAAACCUAGUGGGUUGUGUGGGGCAGCGCUCUACAUAUCUGCACUUUCUCACGGACUCAAAUAUUCCAAGUCAGAUAUUGUAAGUGUUGUGCACAUCUGCGAAGCGACAUUGACAAAACGUCUAAUUGAGUUUGAGAAUACAGAAUCAGGCAGUUUAACGAUUGAGGAAUUCAUUACGAAGUCAAGUGAGCUUGAAGGAGAGCUUCAAUCAAAACAGCAACCAAGUUGUGGGUCUAAAAUAUCUGGGAUCACGGAAGUGCUUUGUGAACACAAGGACCGUGGAGAGCCUCAUUUUGCUCAUGGACUCUGUAGAAAGUGCUACGAUGAUUUUGUAGAACUUUCUGGAGGGCUUCAAGGAGGAUCUGAACCUCCUGCAUUCCAACGUGCUGAAAGGCAGAGAAUGGCUGAAGCAUCAUCUAAAGAAAAGUCAACAGAGCAAUGUCUUGAUACCAUGCCUUCCCAAAGCAAAAUUCAUCAUAAACAAAAUGAGAAAGAAGUGGAGUCUUCCAAGCUUCAACAAGAUGUAAUCAAGAACAAACUAGACACCUCUUUGAAGUCUGAAGGGGCUGCAAAAAUAAAACAGGCAGUUAAUGGCGUUGCUUCUGACCAAUCACAAGCACAUCAGGACACUGGCAGCAUAGGAGUUGAUGAAUCAGAAAGCCUUUCUGAUAUUGAUGAUGUUGAGGUUGAUGGGUACCUUCACAAUGAGGAGGAGAAGCGUUAUAAAAAGAUUAUCUGGGAAGAAAUGAACAAAGAGUAUCUUGAGGAACAAGCAGCGAAGGAAGCUGCCGCUGUGGCGGCUAGGGAAGCUUAUGCUGCCAAUUUUGAGAACUGUUCCGGAGAUAUGCUCGCUGCACAGGAACUUGCCGCAGCAGCCGCAGCAGCUGUUGCAAAAUCGAGAAAGGAAAAGAAACAAAAGCGAGCUGAAGAAGCAAAGAACUCAAAACCCGCUCAAACUGCUGCUGAAGCAGCACGCAAUAUGCUAACAAAGAAGAGGCUUAGCUCAAAAAUCAACUUUGAUGUUUUAGACAAACUAUUUGAUGACUCGACCAAUGCAGAGAAUGCAAAGAAACAGCGUGUCGAGUCAGAUAUCAGCAAUAAAGCAGAUGGCCAAUACAAAAAGAAAGCAGGUGAAUCCGAGGCAAUUGAAAAUGAUGACUAUGGUCCGAAGUAUGGAUAUGGUGAAGAUUAUGAUGCUGGGGGAGGCUAUGGCAACGACUACUCAUAUUAUGGAAAUCAAGAUGAUGGAUAUGGUUAUGAUCAAGGUUACGGUUCUGAUUAUUGAAUCAGAAACUUCUUGAUUCCCAACUCAUUCAAAUGAGCUUUCUAGGCUCCGAAGGUAUCCUAUGGUGAGCAUCGGUUUCAACCCAUGCGGCGACUUGAGGAAUUUAUAUAUUUUUUCCUUUCCUUUUCUUUUCUUUCUUCAUCCUAUUGUUUUUUUGUUCUCCCCCUUUUGUUCAUUCUCUUUCAUUCUUUUGAUAGAUGGUGGGCACAGACAUGUUAAGACAUGCUGUUUUUAUGGUUGAGAUCCUUCGAACAAUGUCACAAUUGCAUGGCUUUAUUAGUUAUGCUUGUUAGGGAUGUAUUUCAUUCUUAUCAUUCAAACAAAAAAUCAGGUCAAUUCAACUCA